AUGAAGACUGUUCUCAUUGCCGCUCUCGCCGCCUCGGCCUAUGGCUCUGCCAUCUCCUCCACCUGGGCUGACUGGGACCCGUCCAAGCUCAGCACCACCACAACCACCACCACCCCCGCGAAGGCCACCACCACCAGCACCUUCGACUGGGCUGACUGGGAGGCGUCCAAGACCAGCACCACCACGACCAGCAGCAAGCCCGUGAAGGCCGCCACCACCUCCUCGACCAGCUCCUUCGACUGGGCCGACUGGGAAGCCUCCAAGACCUCCACGUCCUCCAAGCCUGUCGACCCUGCCACCACCUCCAGCAUCAACUGGGCCGACUGGGAGGCCUCCAAGUCGUCGACCAGCAGCACCCCUGUUGCCGCCGUCACCACCUCCACCAGCUACUACUGGGGUGACUGGACCUCGAGCUCCACCCCCGUGGCCGCUGUCUCCAAGACCAGCACUCCCGUCGCUGCCAUCUCGGCCUCCAGCACCGGCUGGGGUGUUGCCGACUACACCGGCGCCCCCGUCGCUCCUGCCACCUACACCGGCGCUGCUGCUCUGCCCAAGGUCGAGCUCGGUGUCCUCGCCCUCAUGGGUCUUGCCGCCGCUUUGUAA
Cladophialophora carrionii CBS 160.54 is the source of this 603-nucleotide messenger RNA. RefSeq lists its product as uncharacterized. NCBI's taxonomy places the organism in Eukaryota, Fungi, Ascomycota, Eurotiomycetes, Chaetothyriales, Herpotrichiellaceae. The coding region runs from base 1 to 603 and encodes 200 amino acids. The record is from RefSeq and is a predicted model, not a curated record. The transcript has a single exon.